Messenger RNA from Lytechinus variegatus (green sea urchin), 2532 nucleotides. RefSeq lists its product as uncharacterized. Bases 1 to 2532 code for a protein of 843 amino acids. NCBI's taxonomy places the organism in Eukaryota, Metazoa, Echinodermata, Echinoidea, Temnopleuroida, Toxopneustidae. The transcript has a single exon. The record is from RefSeq and is a predicted model, not a curated record.
AUGGAGCAUCAAGUUCACGUGUCUGAAAGUGGUCAUUAUGAGAUGCCCCUGCCAUUCCGUGACGAUAACCCUACUCUUCCAAAUAAUAGGGUCCUUGCUGAGAAAAGACUCAAUCACCUCAAGGCAAAGUUUAAGAAGGAUCCUGAAUAUCAUGAACAAUACACAAAACAAAUGAAUACCCUCUUCAAUAGCAACUAUGCAGAGGUCGCAUCAGAGUCUGGAGAAGAGGGUAAAGUAUGGUACAUUCCCCAUCAUGGAGUGAAACAGCCCAACACGUUGAGAGUUGUUUUUGACUGCAGCUCGCAGUUUAGAGGAACUUCAUUGAAUGCUCACUUGUUAACAGGACCGGACAUGACUAAUACCCUCACCGGUGUUCUUUGUCGAUUCAUGAAAGAAGUCACGGCCUUCAUGUGUGACGUGAAGGAAAUGUUCCACCAAUUCCAGGUAAACAAAGAGCACAGAAAUUACCUCCGGUUUCUAUGGUGGUUAAACGGAGAUGUUAGUCGCCGACUUAGUGACUGCCAGAUGAACGUUCAUCUUUUUGGUGCCGCGUCUUCGCCUGGCUGUUCGAACUUUGCAUUGAAGCAGAUUGCAAAGGACUAUGCAGAUGAGUUUGGACACGAUGCAUCAGAUUUCAUACAGAAUGACUUCUACGUAGAUGAUGGGUUGAAAUCUGUAUCAACCGAAGAUGAAGCCAUUGAUCUCAUCACGAGGACGAGAAAGAUAUGUGAACGUGGAUGUCUUCACCUACAUAAGAUCGUAUCCAACUCCAGAAAGGUAAUGCAAUCAGUUCCAGUUGAUGACAGAGGAAAGGACCUCAAGGAAUUGAAUCUUUUGCAAGACACUUUGCCUGUGGAAAAAGCUCUCGGAGUUCAAUGGUGCAUUGAAUCAGAUAAAUUUCAAUUCAGGAUCAACUUUCAGGAUAAACCACUGACUCGCAGAGGAAUCCUGUCUACAGUCAUGUCAGUGUAUGAUCCUCUAGGACUAUUAGCUCCUAUAAUACUUCCUGCGAAGCUGAUUCUCCAAGAAUUAUGUCGAACUUCUGCUGAAUGGGACGACCCCUUAUCUGAUGCACUCAAAGCUAAGUGGGAGCAGUGGAAGACCGACAUUCUCCAACUUCAGUACAUCUCCAUCGAUAGAUGCUACAAACCAAAAGACUUUGGAGAAAUCAAAGAUGUCCAACUUCAUCACUUCAGUGAUGCUAGUAACGCCGGUUAUGGGCAGUGUACAUACCUGAGACUUACAAAUAAAGAAGACAAGGUGCACUGUACUCUGGUGAUGGGAAAAUCUAGGGUCACUCCUAUCAAGACGGUAACCGUGCCCCGACUAGAGUUAACGGCAGCCCUGCUAUCUGUGAAAAUGAGUUCCUUUCUGCAAAAUGAACUCGAUUUUGUAAAUGCCAAGCAUUUCUUUUGGACUGAUAGCAGAGUAGUUUUAGGCUACAUUAAGAAUGAAGCAAGACGAUAUCAUGUUUUUGUAGCCAAUAGAGUGAGUCAGAUCAGAGACGAGUCACUGCCUUCACAGUGGCAAAAUAUUGACACCAGGAUUAACCCUGCUGAUACAGCUUCAAGAGGACUCUCCGUCAAUCAGAUAGAGCAAUCGAGAUGGUUAACUGGUCCCAAAUUCCUGUGGGAGAAGGAAAUUCCAACUGUUGAAAGUAAGGAUGAUGGUGAAAUGCUUCCUAAUGACCCAGAAGUGAAGCUAACUCAAGCUCAUGCUGCUUUCAAGAAGAAUGAUGAGUUUGAGCUGGAACGACUAGACCGCUUUUCCAGUUGGCAUCAAACCAGAAGGGCUGUAGCAAAUUGUCUCAGACUAAAGUCCUACUUGCGAAGACGGUGUGAACAGAAGCAUCAGAGAGCUAACCAGAGGAGCGAUGCUAAGAAGAUAAUAAUUGAACCUAUGUCUGCCGAAUUACUUCUCCAAGCAGAAAAGGAGAUAAUAAGGCAUAUACAAAGAAAAGCAUUCCAUGAUGAAAUUCAAAGACAGGAAGUUAUGAACGAUUCCACUCAGACAUCUCGUGAGAAGAGACGUCAUUCUAAGACUACUAGCCGUCUACAUCAACUCGACCCAUUUCUAGAUGGUGAGAACAUCCUGAGAGUAGGAGGUCGCUUGAGAAGGUCUGAAACUUCGUUCACAAACAAACAUCCUGCAAUCCUACCUCAAAGUCAUGUUGCAGAUCUGUUUGUAUCUCAUUGUCACGAAGCGGUUGCUCAUCAGGGAAGAGGUAUGACUACUAACUGUAUCAGAUCCCAUGGUUAUUGGAUAUUAGGUUGCAGUAAUCUUGUAUCCAAGCUCAUCUCUCGAUGUGUUACCUGUCGGAAACUACGACGACCAACUCAGAUACAAAAGAUGGCGGACCUACCAAAGGAUCGUCUAGCCUCUGAACCGCCAUUUUCUUACUGUGGUAUGGAUUGCUUUGGACCAUGGGUGAUCAGAGAAGGCAUAAAAGGAGGUAAAGGGAUAUGGCCUUCUCUUUACUUGUAUGUCUUCACGUGCAAUCCACAUAGAAGUACUAAACUCAUUGUCCACUGA